AUGUAUUUUCCGAGUAACUAAAUAAUAAUUACUCCCUACACUCAUUCACACAAUGUUGGUGAUAUCUUGUGUAGACCUCUCUCUUAACCUUCCUCUUCUUUUUCUCUCUAGGCCGUGUGUAAACUCACACCCAAAUAUAAAGAAAAAGAUUCCUCUUAUAAGAGGUGAAGGCCAAAAAAAACAUCCCCAUCCCAUUACUUUCGUACACCACCAAAAACAAGGGAAGGAGACAAUUAGCUCCCCCUUCACAUGCAUGGCAUCAUGGGUCCACUUCACAUGCAUUAUGUAAGUUCACAGGGUUGUAUGUCAUUGCAUAGUACCACAAUGCAGAAAUUGAGCUAGAGAGAGCCAAAUUGGGAGAGAUUUUCUUCCAGGACAAUACUCUCCACUAAUUUGAACUUGCGUCAUCUCCUCCAAUGUUGCUUUUUGUGGAAGAGAAGUAUGGCAAAGAAACCAAAUAGUGGGACAAACAUAGGUUCCGACCCGUGUUCGUGGAAGGGCGUCACUUGCGCCCCAGACGCUUCCUCCACAAUAACCACCAUUUCCCUUCGCAAGUUUUCCAUUUCUACGCCGGAUGUUUUUCACCUUCUUUGUGGGAUCAAAAGUCUUGAGUCUCUUGAUGUGUCUGACAACCAGCUGAGCUCAAUCCUGGACGGGUUCAUAGCUGGUUGCGGGGGCAUAAGGGGAUUGAGAGUGUUGAAUUUGAGUGGCAACUUUUUAACUCGCCCUUUGUCUGGCUUUAGGCAGGGGUUUGGUGCAUUGGAAUCACUUGACCUGUCUAAGAACAAUCUGUCGGGGAUUGUCGGUCUUCAAUUGGAUAGCUUGAGCUCGCUCAAAAGUUUGAACAUGAGCUCAAACUUUUUCGUUGGACCCAUUCCGGUUAGUCUUGGAAAAGCCAAUGCAUUGUCGGAGCUUAGGCUCUCUGAUAAUGGCUUCGAGGGCGAAAUCCCUUCUCAGAUUGUGAGGCAUGGGAACUUGACUUACGUUGACCUUAGUUUUAAUGAGCUCUCGGGAUCAAUCCCUGAAAGCCUUGGGGAUCUCUCGAGGUUGGAUACAUUGAUAUUGUCAGGUAAUAGUUUAAAUGGCUCAAUCCCACACACUCUUGGGAAAAUCAAAACCUUCUCGCGGUUUGCAGCGAAUCAGAAUGCUUUUGUUGGAAGUGUUCCUGCUGGAUUGACUACUUACCUCAUUAAUGUAGACCUCAGCUUCAAUAGGUUGAAUGGGACAAUCCCACUCACCCUUUUAUCUCCAACAAAUUUGCAGUAUGUGGAUUUGUCUAACAAUAAUUUGGAGGGUUCCAUACCUACAACCAUGUCAUCAAGUCUUAAUAGGCUCAGAUUGGGAAACAAUUCUCUGUUUGGCCCCAUCCCAGGCAAACCCUUUCGAAGCCUCCAGAAUCUGACGUACUUGGAAUUGGAAAACAACCAUUUGAAUGGAAGCAUACCAGUUGAGCUGUUCUUGUGCCAAAAGUUGGCUUUGUUGAAUCUUGCCCAGAAUGAACUGACCGGUUCUUUACCCGUUCAGAAUUCAUUCACUGGCUCUGUUAGCGUGUGUGCGGCCCCUAUACCAGAUUCAAUAUCCAGCUUGAAAAACCUUGCAAACUUGGACUUGAAAGAGAAUAAGCUGAAUGGCUCCAUACCAAAGUCAGUCAGCACCUUAAAUCGUCUUCUGGAACUCGAACUUGGAAACAACAGACUUAGUGGGACUAUUCCACAAAUGCCAAUACAGUUGCAAAUUGCGCUGAAUCUCAGUCGCAAUCUCUUCAGUGGAACCAUCCCAACCACUUUGUCUGUGCUGUCUGCAUUGGAGGUUUUAGACCUCUCAUAUAACAUACUCUCCGGUCAUAUUCCAGACUACUUGACUAAGAUGAGUGGUUUGACACAGAUAAUACUGGCAAACAAUCAACUUUCCGGACUUGUUCCAACUUUUCCUUCAUAUGUGUCAUCUAAUUUCCGCGGAAAUAAGGGCCUGAUUUUCCCUCCCCCAAAACCUGGCCCGAACUCUCAGCCUAUGCCAUCAAAGAGGAUAUUAUCAGUAGCUGUUGUGAUUGGGAUCGCACUUGCCGGUUUUGGGGCUGCUCUAAUUUUGUUUAUAACUCCAUCAAUAUGGAAAACAUAUUAUCAUUUCGGGGAAAAUGCUUCUUCUUCUCAACCACCUCAAGUUGUCUGUGGAAAGCUUCUAAUGGCUAAUGGUUUCCACAAGUCUUGCAUUGACUUCAAGAAAGCGAUGGAAGCCGUGACUGAAACCUCAAACAUUGUCUUGAAGACCAAACUAUCAACCUAUUAUAAAGCAGCCAUGCCCUCGGGUGCGAGCUACUUGGUCAAGAGGCUUAACUAUAGUUACAAAAUAAUCCAAUUCGAACAAAAUAGUGGGAGAUUCGGGAGAGAGGUAGAGAGGCUUGGGAAGUUGAGCAACUCGAAUAUCAUGACCCCCUUGGCCUACACCUUGACAGUAGAUAGUGUCUAUCUGUUUUAUGAAUUUCCACCUGCUGGGACUCUUUAUGAAGCUCUUCAUCAUCAUGGCAGCAGCAAGCUGGAUUGGGGAAGCCGCUACAGCAUAGCCAUCGGAGUGGCUCAAGGUUUGGCAUUUCUACACGUCGGUAGCUCCAGCAGCCCAAUCCUUCUCCUUGACCUCUCCAGCAAAACCAUUAUGCUCAAGUCCCUGAAGGAGCCCCGUAUUGGAGAGAUUGAAGUCUACAACUUGAUCGCCGACGACCCUUCAAAAGGCACUGACAAUCUUUCCACUGUUGCUGGUUCAGUUGGCUACAUCCCUCCAGAAUAUGCAUACACAAUGAAGGUGACUAUGGCUGGCAACGUGUACAGCUUUGGGGUUGUUCUGCUGGAACUGUUAACAGGGAAGCCAGCGGUAAGUCAGGGAAGCGAGUUGGCCAAGCUAAUUGUUUCAAGCAAGUCGGGAGAGGAAAACAAGUGGGGUGACAUAAUUCUUGACUUUGAUGAGAGUAAAACAUCUGUUGCCGCCGUUAGGAGGAGGCAGAUGGUGUCUGUCAUGAAGGUGGCCCUUGCCUGUGUUAGCGUCUCGCCGGAGGGAAGGCUAAAGAUGAAGACUGUCCUUAGAAUGCUCUUAAACGCAAAUUGAUUGAAACGCCCCAAGAAAAAUGCACAACGGAAACUUUUGGAUAAAUAAAACUUAGCUUCAGUUGAGUAGGAGGAGCUCUUGUGCUAAUACAUUAGUGAUGCUAUGAUUCUUUUUCCCUGUGUUAAUUUAAAAAACCUGACUUACAAGUCUUAUGGUUCUAUGAUUGAAAACUUUCCGCCAAUGAAUUGACAAGUGUCAGAUGUACUCUUCCGGUCAACCUUGCAUCCGGCAAAGUCAGAAUCUGAGUAUCCCACUAACUCAAAUGAGCUACUCUUAGUGUUAGAAUAAUAGACCAACGCUAGAGGGGGGGGGGUGAAUAGCAUUUGAUCAAAAAUCGCAGGAAUAAAAAAUGAAUAAACGAGAAGUAAAGAGAAGAGUAAGAGGCACACCGAUUUUACCCUGGUUCACCACAACUUGUGGCUAAUCCAGCCUCCCGAGAGACUCUCUCGAGCUACACUACUAUCUCGUUAAGCUUAACGGUGCUUAACAAACCCGUACAACUUGAGAAUUCGA
Cuscuta campestris is the source of this 3609-nucleotide messenger RNA. The record is from the annotation of a GenBank genome assembly. NCBI's taxonomy places the organism in Eukaryota, Viridiplantae, Streptophyta, Magnoliopsida, Solanales, Convolvulaceae.